UUAUGACGUAGUUUCCGGUAUCACGCCCGCGGCCCGACUCACCCAAAAAAAAAACAGUCGAACUGGCAAGGAGCAGUCAAAAAAGGGGUCGAAAAUACUCAAAACAUCUACAGUAAGUUAACGUUGUGUAUGAAUAAACCUCCCGUCCCUGGUACUGUCAUGACGUUCGUAUUAUCAAGACAAGUAGCAAACAAACGUUUCAUGAUAUGCUAACGUAACGUUAGUUUGGCUAAUAGCUAGCUACAUCUGCCAGCUAGUCUAGGUAGCUAGCAACACUAAUCUCUGGCGUUUUGAUAGCACAACGCUAGUGAGACUAACGUCUAUUUGUCAGAUAUGCCAAAGUAGUUGUCAUACAAUUAUUUUCAACAUAGACUAGUUUUGGUAGCUAGUGUAAACCAUAAACAAGUAGCUAGCUAACUAGUGUCUGGCUGGAUGGCUCGUUUUGUCAUCUGUAUGACGCAACGCGACAGGUGUUCUGAAGUCAAGACUCGAAUGUCUCCCCCUGAAUUGUUGCUAGCUAGGUCAGGGGUGUCAGAGGUCCAGUGUCUGUGUUUAUCCGUGACUUGUCUGUUGAAUAUAGUUAAAUGCUGACUAAGCACUUGAGCAACAAUGUUUUCUUCAUACAUAGGAUAUCAUAAUGAUCAUCAGGACUGGCUGUGUGUAUCACUCAUUAAUUACAUUAUAAAAGCAUUUAAAAGUAUUAGCUAGCUAGCUAGCAAAUAUCCCUGUUUUUUUAAUAAAUUGACAUAAACAAUUCCAGACUGUCACUGUGUGAUAUUUCAAUCUGUGCAUGUCAAUACAUUUGAGGAGCCUAGCUAGUACCACAAGUAAGGACAUUCAAAAAGAUUUGAUUAAUAACUGUAUGUUUGAGAAGUAUCAUCUCAAUCACUUUCUCUCUAUUUGACAGAACCCCAAGAAGCAUAGCUGCUUCACUCUCCACCAGGAUCACAUCGUGAUUGGACACAGAACUGUCUCCCCACCAAUGAUAGCUCUUUAGAGGGGAAAUUACCCUGUCCACCACAGUUAUUGGCUGAGCUGGACUUGUGGUCACAAUGAUGAAGAGGAUCUGAGGGAGUCUUCCUCCUCAGGUGUAGGAGGCGAGCACUGUCUUCUCCCAUCCCCUGGACACACCCAUUAAUAUGAACCAUGGACCCAGGAGCAGUUGACAGUCCCGUCACCUUAGUCAUCAAGGCCCCCAACCAGAAGUAUGACGACCAGACAAUAAACUGUUUUCUCAACUGGACGGUGGAGAAACUGAAGAGUCACAUCUCUAAUGUGUACCCAAGCAAGCCGGUAAGUGGGUACUGCUUUUUUUUUGUUUCCUCAUCCCCACCAUUCCAUUAUCUAAGUGGAGUGGAUAGGGCAAGGGGAACCGUCCGCCUGGAGAGCUACUGGGUGUGCAGGCUUUUGCUCCAGCUCUGCUCUAGGCCUAACUCUCAAAGGAAUAACCACAGUAAAAGUAUCUGCAAAUUAUACUGAACAAAAAUAUAAAUGCAACAUGCAACAAUUUCAAAGAUUGUACUGAGUUACAGCUCAUAUAAUCAGUCAAUUGAAAUAAAUGCAUUAGGCCCUAAUCUAUGGAUUUCACAUGAUUGGGAAAACAGAUCAGUCAGUAUCUGGUGUGACCACCAUUUGCCUCAUGCAGCGCGACACAUCUCCUUCGCAUAGAGUUGAUCAGGCUGUUGAUUAUGGCCUGUGGAAUGUUGUCCCACUCUUCAAUGGCUGUGCGAAGUUGCUGGAUAUUGGUGGGAACUGGAACAUGCUGUAAUACACGUAGAUCCAGAGCAUCCCAAACAUGCUCAAUGGGUGACAUGUCUGGUGAGUAUGCAGGCCAUGGAAGAACUGGGACAUUUUUUAGCUUCCAGGAAUUGUGUAUAGAUCCUUGGAACAUGGUGUUGUGCAUUAUCAUGCUGAAACAUGAGGUGAUGGCGACGGAUGAAUGGCAAAACAAUGGGCCUCAGGAUCUCGACACGGUAUCUCUGUGCAUUCAAAUGGCCAUCGAUAAAAUGCAAUUGUGUUCGUUGUACGUAGCUUAUGCCUGCCCAUACCAUAACCCCACCGCCACCAUGGGGCACUCUGUUCACAACGUUGACAUCAGCAAACCGCUCACCCACACGACGCCAUACACAUGGUCUGUGGUUGUAAGGCCGGUUGGACGUACUGCCAACUUCUCUAAAACGAUGUUGGAGGCGGCUUAUGGUACAGAAAUUAUCAUUAAAUUCUCUGGCAACAGCUCUGGUGGACAUUCCUGUAGUCAGCAUGCCAAUUGCACGCUCCCUCAUAACUUGAGACAUCUGUGGCAUUGUGUUGUGCAACAAAACUGCACAUUUUAGAGUGACCUUUAAUUGUCCCCAGCAGAAGGUGCACCUGUGUAAUGAUCAUGCUGUUUAAUUAGCUUCUUGAUAUGCCACACUUGUCAGGCGGAUGGAUUAUCUUGGCAAAGGAGAAAUGCUCACCAAUAGGGAUGUAAACUAAUUUCUGCACAAAAUUUGAGCAAAAUAACAUUUUUGUGUGUAUGGAACAUUUCUGGUAUCUUUUAUUUCAGCUCAUGAAGCAUCGGACCAACACUUUACAUGUUGCGUUUAUAUUUUUGUUCAGUAUAGUAUUGAAGUAGACUUACUUCUCUAGAAUUUGAGGAAGAAACAAGCCACAGAUGUCUCAAGUUAUGAGGGAGCGUGCAAUUGGCAAAUGUUUCCAUCGCAUUUUCAACUCUACUGGUGGUUUUCUCACAAAAAAUGUUGCGCUAUAUAGCGAGUGUGCCCACUCUGGUAUUGGCACGUGCGCUCUAGCCAACAGAGCAAGCGCACGUGCACGUAUAGCCUACUUGAUGAGAUUAUUUAGAUUUUUCAAACGGAAGCCAAGCAUUGAUUAUCAUGUCACCAGAAUAAGACCCUCAAUAUUUAUUGGAAAGGAGCAUUAAACUCAUCACCUUGCACUUUAAUCACCCUGUGAAGUUCAUCAUAACCUAUUUAAUCUGUAACCUAAUAAACUGCAUCGCGUGACUCCAAGUUUACUUUGAUAUGUUGGUUAUUAUAUCAAUAUUUGCGCAUAAAAGCAUUUCCACCGACGUUAAGCCUUAAUUCAUUUUACAGACACAAAAAGAUCCCACCUUGUCUAGCGUAUUUUGUUUUGUCGGAAUUUGGAAAGUUUACCGAAAAACGUUCUGUUUCAUCAUGCCUGUCAUUACAUGUUUUAUCCGACAUGUACUUUACUCACAUAGAAAGGUUGGAUGGAAACCUGGGGAUUUGAGGAAUGCUUAUCUCACCCCACACCUUCAUAUUAUCCCACACCAUGUUUUCUCUAAAGACAGCUGAUUCCUCCCAGGUACAAAGCCUAUUCUGUUACUGAUGUCAUGUACUGUCACUGUAUCAGAUCAGUGAAACAUUUAGGUCUAUGGUUACAAUAGUACUUCUGUAUUAAUAAACAUACAUAUGUAUGUGCAAUAAAUAUUGCCUUACCCCACCACCUUGUUGAUAUACUUUCAGCACCAUUGUUCUUGGUCCUCUGUAGCUCAGCUGGUAGAGCACGGCGCUUGUAACGCCAAGGUAGUGGGUUCGAUCCCCGGGACCACCCAUACACAAAAAAUGUAUGCACGCAUGACUGUAAGUCGCUUUGGCUAAAAGCGUCUGCUAAAUGGCAUAUUAUUAUUAUUAUUUAUUAUUAUUCUUGCAAAAUUAAGAGCUAGAGACAUGUUACAUUUCCAUAAUUUUUGUAUUUGGGGCCUAUCAGCCCAAACUAUGUGAUUUUAAAUGCUCUAGUAGCGUAUUCUGCAACAUAGGCUUUCUCAGACUGACAGUUGUGUUGUCUUAGUCAUCCAAGGAUCAGCGGCUGGUAUACUCGGGUCAUCUCCUCCAGGACCACCUGCAGCUGAGGGAUGUCCUCAGGAAGGUAAACACCACCCUCGACCUUGUCUCUGUUUUUCCACUGUGGCAUAUGGUCGAGAAGUUGGGAGGAUGGUGGACUAACACUAUAUCUGAAAUGUUAGAAUUGGUAUGCAAUAUCACAGAAACCUCACUCAACAUAACAGACUGACUGCUGACCAUUUAUUGCAUAGGGCUCACCCCCUUGUGUGUCUGUGAGAGAGGGUGAGCAUGAGGCAGAAAAGACUGUGACGGUAUAACAAUAGCUGAUCUGAUGUAGUAAGCAACAUUGUUGAGGUUGGCUUUGACCCUGAAUUCUAGCCUCUUCCCUGAAAUCCCCCCCCCCCCCCCCCCCCCCCUUCUCUCUCCCUCCCUCUCUCUCUCACUCCCUCCAAUCACCAAAACAGAAUCAAAUGAUUAAUUACGCCCCUCUCCUUUCCCCCCACAUCCAACCCUCUAUUUCCGCCAACAGCAGGAGGGUUAUCACAUGAUGCACCUGGUGUGUGCCUCCCGUAGCCCCCCAGCGUCGCCCACGCCCCGCAGCUCCGCCCCCAGCCCUGUGACCUCUGACCCCAGCUCCAGCUCUGGGGUACGUCCAAUGGUGUGGAGUCAUUCUGUGGAGCUCAACAAUUCAAUCAGAUAUAAAUUAAAUGUCUAGAACACAUAACAGAAUGCUCUGUCAUGUGGAAUGGAGAGUCGGGUGGGGUCUAUAUGAUACAUUUCUACUUGGUGACUUGGAACGUAUCCCUUAGUUGUCUUUGCAGUAGGGCUGGGUGAUAUGGCCAAAAUAUCAUAUCACAAUAUUUUUAAAUUUUUUUACGGUAUUGGAGGUUUUUGAAUAAAAGUUUAAAUAUGCUUUAUUAGUAGUGCAUGACCCUAGGGUGGCAACACAUACAUUCUAAGUGUUUUUAAUAGGCUUUGUACAUUCAAUGAAACUUCAACCAAAAGUUGGAAUAUAGUGGGCACUUUGAAUCCAGUGUUUGACACAAUGAAUGAAAAAGCAAGGGAGGGGUUAUUGUGACAGGGUAGGAACCAAAGUGUUGGUCAGUGUUUCCCAUUGGACCCUAAUUAAUGUUACAUUAAAUGUUUUCACUUACUGUAGCUUUGAUGUAGCUAAAAUAUGAAUGCUUCUCCUAUUCCUCUCAGAUUUAGGAUAUACCGAAUGCUUAUGGAAAGCAGCACCGUUGUCACCAACAUCUGCAGCAUUGACCAUGCAUUGACUUGAAGCAUUGACUUCAAGUGGUUGUUGUGACAUGUGGUAGCGCAAAAACUGCUCUCCUUGAGUGACGGGGCGGGUCUUGGUGUGUGUGGAAGGAGAGAGACGACUCAAGUAGCAAACUGAGUAAACUAUAAAAACUGACAUUAUUACACACGGUGGAAUGGCAUAACACAUUUAACAAAACAAACAUUGAAAUACCGUUAUACAAGGUAAAGUAAAAACCCAAACCUGACCGUGCAUCAAUACUGGUAUAUAGUCAAAUACGGUAUACCGCCCAGCCCUACUUUGCAGCAGUCCUUAUUCCCAUAGUAGCAUUGUUUUUUUAACCAAUAUAUUAAUGUUUUUUUGUGAGUAAAAGUUGUUAUUCCUCUUUCCUACUUUGCUGGUUUAUGAUUGGUGUAUGUCUUGUCACUCAGAGUUCAGACAGUGCUGGCUCCACCUCCCAAGCCACGACACCAAAUCAGGACAGUCAGUCCGCCUCCUCCUUAGUAGCAGGAAGUUAUGAUGGACUAAGGCAUCGUGGAGGCUUCCCCCAAUUUAACCCUCAAAAUCCUACCUCCACUGCUAUAACGCAAUGGUAAGCACUGUUCUCGUGUAUUGGGAUCAAUUCUACUUCCGUUUCUACCUAGUCAGGAAAUGAAGUGAAGUUCAAUUUAAAACUUUAAAAGAUGGGGGGGGGGGGGGAUGCAGAAAAUAUUGUGUGUGCAUGGUUUUUGAAUGCGUGUGUGACUUUGUUUUUCCUCCACAGGCCAGAUGGGACGCAGGUCCCAGUACAGGGGGGUAUGGCUGCAGGUGUGCCCCCCCACCCCAUGUACAUGCCCAUGCAGGUCCUCUGGUGGCAGCAGAUGUAUGCACGCCACUACUACAUGCAAUAGUAAGUCAGGGUCGUCUGCACUUAGGGCCCAAUCCUAACAACCCGUAAGGACCACAGACUUCUCUACGUGGGAAUGAGUUAUAUUCACUAACUUCUAUCCGGUAAGACUUAUUUAUGUUUUUCUUUCUCUCCCCCAAUCUCUCCCAGUCAAGCAGCAGUGGCAGCCUCACAGCCCCCCUCCCCCCCCAGUCCCACCCUCUCCCCCCAACCCGCACAGCCCAAUGAAGCUCCGCCUCCCCGGGGGCCUAACCCCGCCCCUAACCCCAUCCCAGAGGACAGGCCGGCCAAUCCCAACAUCCAGAUGAAUGCCCAGGGUGGGGCCGUACUUGACGAGGACGAGUUGAACCGUGAUUGGCUGGACUGGAUGUACACGGUCUCCCGCGCCGCCAUCUUGCUCAGCAUCGUGUAUUUCUACUCCUCCUUUGGCCGCUUCGUCAUGGUGAUAGGCGCCAUGCUGCUCGUCUUCUUGUGAGUUCUCAUCUGUACACUAUCAGUUUGACAUUAGAAUGGAUACUUUUGAAGGACCCUGUUUACUUUGUAUCUGUGUGUGAGAUACUCAUUUUGUGAUUGUGUGUGUUAACUAGGCACAGGGCUGGUUGGUUCCCUUUUAGGCCAGAGCUGCAGAACCCCAGAGGAGGUGGAGGAGGAGCGGGGUUAGCUCAUCAGGAUGAGGCAGAGAGACACCAGGACAUCCAGGAGAUGGUGGGUGCUCCCCGUCUAAGAAGGACCCCAUCUCUGUCUGUGUGGUUAUGUUUUUCUGUCUGAUCUGUCUCUGUGUCGAAGCUGGUCCACAUUCUCUCUCUCCAUUUCUGCUUUUCAAACCGAUGGUCCUUCUCUUAUUCUCUUUCUUUUUCUCAUCCUGUUUCUCUCCAUUUCAGGAGCGGAUCAUGGAUGAAGGGCUGGAGGAUGAGGAGGGCGACAGUGGAGAGGAAGGCCCAGAGGACCCGGCAGCCCCCGCUGCCCCCCGCCACCACGGCUUCCUGGCCGCCGCCUGGUCCUUCAUCAGCACCUUCUUCACCUCCCUCAUCCCAGAGGGACCCCCCCAACCCGCCAACUAAACCAUGGAGGGAGACACCCCUCCUCCCCACCAACAAACUCCCAUGCUGCCAACUAAAAGACUGUAAAAAGAGCUGCACAGCAGAGGUGUGCAGUGUGGGAGAAGUCUUGAAUAAAUCAAUGAACAUCGAACAAACUAACAUGUUAUGCCAUGUUAAACAAGCUAACGAUGCUUUAUAUUCCCGAGGCUUCUCUGCUUUGAGCAUACAAACCGGUACACACACCUUUUUCCUUUGAUCAUGUCUGCUCAUUCAGAUUUUGGUGGCAUUGAAAGGCCUCGAAGGGUCUUCCAUUUUAAGCAGUAAUACAGCCAUUGCAUUUAUUGUUUUGUUUUUUUGAGACUAGAUGAAAGGACACACCUAAAUGUGUAUGAAUAUUGCAGUGACUGUAGCACAUAUGUUUCUCCCUCUGUGUAUAUGAGCAUUAUCUAUUUACAUAUAAGUAUAUACAUCUUAAUUCCUGACAAAAUGGGUUUUUGAAUAAAAGCCUUGUGGUUUCAUAUGUGUGAACUGCCUUCUAUGAUUGGUUCAAUUGAAGGACAAGUGAGAUGUUCUCUAUUUGACCUACUGUAUUUGGGAGUACUAAAUGGAAGUUAGUGCUCUUUUUCAUCUGGUGCAGUUGACAUAGUGGAAUUUAAUCAUCCAGUCAAAGCCCUGUAACCAUAGAUAUCCUAUAAUGAAUAUUCUAUUCGUGAAACAGCUUAGAUAACUCAGGAAUUCUACUUCAUUCAAUUGAUAGGAUUGGUUCCAUUGAAUGACACUCGAGGUUCUCUAAUUGUCCUACAGGUGGUGCCAUUGUAAACAAAAUAUUAAAAAAGCUCUGACUGAUUUUUAG
Coregonus sp. 'balchen' is the source of this 7843-nucleotide messenger RNA. NCBI's taxonomy places the organism in Eukaryota, Metazoa, Chordata, Actinopteri, Salmoniformes, Salmonidae. The record is from the annotation of a GenBank genome assembly.